Molecule: messenger RNA, 3243 nt
Organism: Magnusiomyces paraingens
Lineage: Eukaryota; Fungi; Ascomycota; Dipodascomycetes; Dipodascales; Dipodascaceae
Exons: 2
Coding region: 1-3243 (1080 amino acids)
Source: RefSeq, a predicted model, not a curated record
AUGUCUAUUAACCCCGCAGAUUACGUCAAAAGCUUUUCGAUAGCGCUGAUAUCGGAGCUUAGUGAAAGUAUAGCUCGCAAGCGCGAAAUCGCGGUAACACGUCAAAAUGAACUUCAACAAGCUCGCUCUCUUGCCGCCGCUAGCGAGAUCCAAUCCAAAAGCGAGCCUAUUAUUGUCCAUCUUGGUGGCGAUUAUUAUGCUUCGUUACCACCCCAAGAAGCUUUGGCAUCUCUAGAUCGCAUGAUAUCAACUCAUCAAUCACACAUUGAUCGUUAUGAUAAACAGCUUGAUUCUGCUCAACGCGCCACAGUUGAUUUACAACGGAUAGCUGACGAGGUUGAAGCUCAAGAAGAACAAGAUCGUAAAGAUCCACUACCGAAAACAGUCAGCGAUGCCCUUUCCAGCGGUGCAAUUGUUGAUGCUAUUGGAGAUGAUCCAUUUAUGACCGAAGAUGGUCUUCCCAUUAUGGAGAUUGUUGAAGAGUUAGAUGAUGAUGAUAACAUUACAUCAACGCAAGUGCGCCCCCAGAAAUCGCUCGAACUGGCUCAGUUCGCUAAUGAUAAGCUUGCUAGUUUACUAGAAAACCGUGACGAUUUGUUACUAGGAAGCCAACAGCAACAACCCAAUGCUGAGAUGAUAGAGGGUAAGGUAGUUUUUGGCCCUGUUAAACCCGAUUGGAUGAUAGAAGGCAAAGAAAAUCCAUAUGCUCGACGUCGAAUUAAAGCUGGAGUUCCCGGUAAAAGCCAAGUGGCUGAUAAACCGGCUAAAAGUAUAGAGCUUACAAAAGAUCAACCACAAGUUGAAGUCCCAGUCAAAGACACCUUCAAAGCUUUAGUCGAACCCCCUAUUAAACCAGCCGAGUCAUCUGAAAGUGACGCAGAAACAGAUUUAUCUGCAGCAGAAACAGAUUCGUCAGUUAGUCAAGCUCCUGAUGACGUGCCCUACAAUGCCGAAGAAGCAGCCAUUCCUAGAUCGGAUCUACUUGAGCUCGAAAUUAUUGCCAACGAUCUUGAUGAUGAAUCUGAUUUUGAUGGUGGAGAUGUGCAAAUUUACGAUGAUAACGAACAUGACUAUGACAACGACGAUGACGAGGAAGAUGAAGAUGAAGAUGAAGACGAGUUUGGUAGAACUAGAGGCACUCUUUUCCCCAUGUCUAUGGCCACACGUAUUCAAGAAGAACUAAACAGAGUUCGUGGCCAGACUACUACGGUUGAGACUACCAAAGAUAUUGAGGUCUCUGGAGAAGAAGAAGAAGUUGAAGAAACUCAUGAAAAGAAGAAGGAGGUACGGUUCAGCGAGGUUAUUUCUGUUAAGCGCUUUGAUAAGAACCCACCAAAAAAGAAGCCUGCACAUUCUUCUGGUAUGAUUUCGACGCAAACCAACUUUGAACCUCUCAACGAUGCUGACACUUUUGAGACUGAUGCACCUACUCAUCCUCGCAUUGUGCCUCGUGUUACUCCCAGAGCAGCCAUUGUUACGCGCACUGGGCCUCCGGCACCAACUUCUUCUAUUUACACGGCCUCGCGAACUCAGCCUUCUAUUGUGCAAGCGCGUAUAGGUCCCCAACCACCAAAGAAACCGGUACAUGCAAAUACAACUACAACUACUACCAGUGAUUCGGAAAAACCCGCACGGGUGUCGCGGUUCAAGAGUGAGCGAGCCGCCGCGGGUAUCAAUUUUUUUCCCAAGCCGCACAUUCCUGAUCCGGCGGCUACAGCUGCUGCACUAGCUGUUGCAGCAAAACCUAAAAAGUCAGACACUUCGUUUUCACCUGUAAGCUUUACAGUCAUUGAACGUGAACCUACUAUUGUUGAAAGACAUAAAAGUGAACCUAGCGAGUUAAAUCUCAGUUUGAAAAAAACAUUACAAACUGCCGACCACAAGGGGACUUUAAAGCAUUUGCAAGUGGAAGAAAAAAAAGCUGCUGCCACAAAAGCGAAACCUCUAAACAAGGCUCCUAGUACGUUAAAGACAUUUUCGAAUGCACAGAUAGUGAAGACUGCCGCUGCUAAGGCUGAGCCUCUUAAACCUGCACCUAAAACAUCAGUUGUUAAAACUGCAACUCUCAAAACUUCUCCAACAAAAUCAUCAUCUAUAAAGAAUUCUUCUCCUAAAGUUUUGCAGACAACCAUUACUCCUGCUAAGACCACUCCAGUUGCCCCUAAAGUCCCAUCAGGGCCUUCUAAGUCGAAUGCCCCCAAUGGAAAGUUCCAACCACUUCCUCCAAAAGCGCGUGCGCCAGCUCGUGAAGUUCCGGCUGCCAAACCACCGGCUGCCAAAGUACCGGCUGCUAAAUCACCGGCUGCCAAAGUACCGGCUUUAAAGAAAAAUACUACACCAGUACCCAUUGUUUCAGAUCCCAAAGACAUUCCCAAGAAAGUAUCAAGGUUUAAGGCGCAAGCCAGCAAAAACAGACCGCCUCAGUUUCCUGUUUCUAGUCGUAUCGAAGAGCUUGAAUCUAAAGUUAUAGAAGACAAGAUUGUGGAGAAAGAGAUUCAGGAAGUUGUGGAAGAGAAAAAAUCCCAAGAAAAGCCUAAAGUUGUUGUGGAAGAAAAUUCACAACAGAUAGAAGAUACCGAGGAUGGCAUAUAUAGCCGUUAUCAAGAAGCUUCUGGAUCUGUAAUCAAUCCCGCUUUAAUUAAUGGGUUACGGUCAAUUAUUCCAGCAGAAGUAUUGAAAAAGGCCAAUGAAUACUACAAAGAAUCGUUGAUGACGGAAGAAGACUUCAUCAAGGCACAUCUUGGAGAGCAGACCAAAGAAGAAGAGGAAAAGAUGAAAGAGCAAACAGAGAAAGAAGAAAAAAAGCGAAAAGAAGAAGAAAAAAAGGAAAAAGCACGUCCAGUAUUGGCGCAGACUCUUGUUGAGCGAGAAACUGCGCCCGAAAUUGAUGCACGAGGCAUGGGCUAUCUUCCUGACCACUUGAUAAAAGCUAAAAAGAAUGGUGUUGCCAAGAAUGAUGAUAAAGAAGAUGAAGAUGAUAUUGAUUACGAUGACGAAGAGGAUGAGGAUGAUGGUGAUGAUGAUGAUGAUGAUGAUGAUGAUGAUAACCAAACCUAUUCAGUGAGCCGGCGAGAACUCAUGGAAGAAUACCAAAAGGCACGACAGUCGCUCAUUUACUCGACCGGUGGAUUUGGCAAAACACCUGAAGAAUUAGAGAUAGAGCCUGUUGAAGAGGAAGAGGCUCUUGGGGCAAGGAAAAUGAGCCGUUUUAAAAUGGCACGUUUGUCUAACCGCAGAUUUUAG